Molecule: messenger RNA, 2676 nt
Organism: Dermatophagoides pteronyssinus (European house dust mite)
Lineage: Eukaryota; Metazoa; Arthropoda; Arachnida; Sarcoptiformes; Pyroglyphidae
Gene: Nopp140
Product: nucleolar and coiled-body phosphoprotein 1
Cellular component (GO): nucleolus; nucleoplasm
Source: RefSeq, a predicted model, not a curated record
AAGUAUUGAUCUGAUAAAACAAACAAGAUAAACAUGAAUCAACAACAACAGCAGACAAUCGAUAUGAUUGUCAUUGAAUAUUUAAAACAAAAUCAACAACGUUUUUCAAAAUUAUAUCCGGAAUUUCGUCAAUUAAAAUUUGCAAAUAAAUCGAAUCCAAAAACAAAUAAUGGAAAUAAAUGUCCAUCAUUGAAUGAAUUGUAUAAUAAUUGGUCAUCGAAUUUAAAUGGAAAAGAUGAAAAUAAUAAUAAUGCAAAAAAUAAUUCAUUAACCAUUCAGCCACCAUCGAAAAUUAAUAUUUUAUCGAAAAAACCACAACAAUCAAGUUCAGAUGAUUCAAGUUCCGAUGAUGAUGAUGAUGAUGGAAAGCCACCAGUUAAAAAAGGACCAGCUUCAGUAAAAUCUACGCCUGUCGUCAAACCAUCAACUGCUAAAAACGCAAGAGAUAGCUCAUCAUCGGAUGAUAGUUCAGAUGAUGAACCACCAAAGAAAAAAUUGGCAACACCAGCAUUGGUUAAUAAACAAUCGCAAAUUUCAAAAAUAAAUUUUGUACCAGCAAAAAAAUCAACAACAAAACCUGAAUCAUCAUCUGAUGAUGAUAGUUCGGAUGAUGAUGAUCAGCCAGCUAAGACGACGAUCAAACAAUCUACAAUAUCGACAUCGAUAGUUAAAACACCUGUAGCAACAAAAACAAAAGUACAGCCGGCUAAAAAAGCUCAGGAAUCAUCAGAUGAUAGUUCGGAUGACGAUCAACCAGCCAAACCGAUAGUAAAAACACCAGCAAUCACCACCCCUAAAGUACAGCCGGCUAAAAAAACUCAGGAAUCAUCGGAUGAUUCGUCUGACGAUAGUUCGGAUGAUGAACCAGCCAAACCGACUAUUAAAAAACCAGCAACACCUAAACCGAUAGUGAAAACACCUGUAGCAACGACACCAAAAGUACAGCCGGCUAAAAAGGCACAAGAAUCAUCGGAUGAUUCAUCUGACGAUAGUUCAGAUGAUGAUCAACCAGCAAAGCCAACGAUCAAAAAGCCUGUACCAUCGGUAAAAACACCUGCAAUCAUCACACCAAAAGUACAGCCAGCUAAAAAGGCUCAGGAAUCAUCAGAUGAUUCCUCUGAUGAUAGUUCGGAUGAUAAUCAGCCAUCAAAACCGGCAAUUAAAAAACCGCCCACAUCUGCAUCAUCGGUAAAAACACCUGUAGCCACAAUACCUAAAGUACAGCCAGCUAAAAAGGCUCAGGAAUCAUCGGAUGAUUCAUCUGAUGAUAGUUCCGAUGAUAAUGAUCAACCAGCAAAACCGACGAUUAAAAAACCGGCAAAUUCUACACCGUUGAUCAAAACACCUGUAGCAACAACACCAAAAGUCCAACUAGCUAAAAAAGCUCAGGAAUCAUCGGAUGAUUCAUCUGACGAUAGUUCAGAUGAUGAUCAACCAAAAAUGAAAGCGGUCAAUAAGGUAACAACAUCUAAACCGUUGGUCAAAACUCCUGUAGCCACAACGCCUAAAGUUCAACCGAUUAAAAAGACUCAGGAGUCAUCAGAAGAUUCAUCUGAUGAUAGUUCGGAUGAUGAUGAUGAUCAACCAGCAAAACCGACGAACAAGAAGCCAGUAACACCUAAACCUAUUGUAAAAAUACCUGUAGCCUUGGCUCCUAAAGUUCAAUCAGCUAAAAAGGCACAGGAAUCAUCGGAUGAUUCGUCUGAUGAUAGUUCGGAUGAUGAACCAGCCAAACCGACUAUUAAAAAACCAGCAGCAUCUAAACCGAUAGUGAAAACACCUGUAGCAACGACACCAAAAGUACAGCCUGCUAAAAAAUCUAAGGAAUCAUCGGAUGAUUCAUCUGACGAUAGUUCCGAUGAUGAUCAACCAAAAAUCAAAGCGGUCAAUAAAGUAAUCAAAACUACUAUUACUCCUGUAUUGUCAAAAGUAACACCGGCUAAAAAAUCUAAUGAAACUUCUUCGGAUUCUGAUGAUAGCUCGGAUGAUGAUGAUAAGCCUGUUGCAAAAGUAACACCUAAAUCGACACCUGCAAUGACUAAAUCAGUGACAAAACCUGUAUCAAAAUCGAAAGCUCAGGAAUCUUCAGAUUCUGAUGAUGAUAGCUCCGAUGAUGAUGAUGAAAAAUCGAAACCAAUGGCUAAUAAAUCUUUGACUGGUCAACAAAUUUAUAAUGGUACAAAAAAAUUGGCCAAUUCUUCAUCAGAUUCAAGUGAUGAUAGUGAUGAUGAUGAUAAUGCUACGAAAUCUACGAUGACAAAUGGUGGUUUAAAACAAAAUGGUGAAACUUUAAUGAAUGGUCAAGGAAGUGGAAAAAAAACAAAUACACCAUUUCGACGUGUAAAUGUUGAACAAGUAGAAAUAGCCAAACCAGAUUUACGUGAUAAUUCAUUUAAUUCGAAACGUGGAUUUGAUCGUUGGGGUGAACAAGCUGCAGCAAAAUUAUCAACAGUACGUGGUAAAGAUUUUCGUCGUGAAAAAACGAAAAAAAAACGUGGUAGUUAUGGUGGUGGACCAAUCAAUAUGGGUGUUAAUUCGAUUAAAUUCACUUAAAUGAACAACAAAAUCAACAAUCGUAUUUCAUGAAAUAAUUUCAUCGUUUUUUUCUCAUUCGAAAUAUUCAUCAUUUUAUCCAUACAUACACAUAUGAUUAGCAUAUUUUUCCAAUUCUGCUGG